Molecule: messenger RNA, 4092 nt
Organism: Limulus polyphemus (Atlantic horseshoe crab)
Lineage: Eukaryota; Metazoa; Arthropoda; Merostomata; Xiphosura; Limulidae
Product: kinesin-like protein KIF23
Exons: 24
Coding region: 74-2689 (871 amino acids)
Biological process (GO): microtubule-based movement
Cellular component (GO): kinesin complex; microtubule; nucleus
Molecular function (GO): microtubule binding; microtubule motor activity; ATP binding
Source: RefSeq, a predicted model, not a curated record
UUUAAAAGUAGUUAUAUCGUGUUCUUAAAUUCAAGUGAAUAUUUUUGUAUUAUAUGACAGUUUAUAUUCAGUUAUGAAACCCGUACGUGGUAAGACUCCUAAGAAGCCUCCACCAAAACCUCCAAAAAAUACAGUAAAAGACCCAGUUGAAGUAUACUGUCGUUUACGUCCACUAGAAAAUCAGAAUGACUUUGUGUGUGUGACUCCACUUAGCAAUACUGUUGUGCAACUAGUACCACCAGGUGGAUCUUUAGCACAUAAAAACAAUUCAAAGGAGAUUCAGUAUACCUAUAGGUUUGUGUUUGAUGAAAAUACCUCUCAGAAAUCCUUAUUUGACAAUGUUGCCUUACCUCUUGUAUCAGACCUUGUCAGUGGCAAAAAUGGUUUACUCUUUACAUAUGGAAUUACCUCAUCUGGAAAGACCUACACAAUGACAGGGACUCCACAGGAUGGAGGAAUUCUUCCACGAUGUUUGGAUGUCAUAUUUAACAGCAUCAGAGAUCUUCAGGCUCAAAGAUGUGUUUUUAAAUCUGAUAAGAUGAAUGGUUUUGAUGUCCAAACAAAAGCUGAAGCAAUGGUAGAACAAAGUCAGUUGAUGACAAUGACUCCUAAAACACCAAGAGCUAAAAGACGAGAUGCAGAGUUUGAAUGGGUUCAACGAAUACCAGAUGAAACGGUCAUCAAUGUUGUAGACCAAGACAAUGUCUUCUCUGUGUUUGUAUCAUACAUAGAGAUUUACAACAAUUAUAUCUAUGAUCUGUUAGAGGAUGUUCCUAUAGAUCCCAUAAGACCAAAACCUCCACAAUCUAGGAUCUUACGAGAAGAUUCUAACCAUGAUAUGUACGUGUUUGGAGUUACUGAGCUGGAAGUUAAGUCUUCAGAUGAGGCUUUUGAAGCCUUCUGUAAAGGUCAGCGGCGUAGGAGGGUAGCACAUACUGCUUUAAACACAGAAUCUAGUAGAAGUCACAGUGUGUUUAAUAUACGAUUGGUCCAGGCUCCUCUAGAUUCUCAAGGUGCUGAAGUUUUACAGGAUAAAGACCAGCUGAGAAUUAACCAACUCUCCCUGGUGGAUUUGGCAGGAAGUGAAAGAACUGGUCGCACAAGAAAUACAGGAGAUAGACUGAGAGAAGCAGGGAAUAUCAAUACGUCACUUAUGGCUUUGAGAGCGUGUAUAGAUGUAUUACGUGAAAACCAGACACAGGGCACAAACAAGAUGGUACCAUAUAGAGAAACAAAACUGACCAACUUAUUUAAAAGAUUUUUUGAAGGAGAAGGUAAAGUUCGAAUGAUAGUUUGUGUCAAUCCUCACGCUGAUGACUAUGAUGAAACACUUCACGUAAUGAGGUUUGCGGAAAUGACCCAAGAAGUAAUGGUCAGCCGAGCCACACCUGUUCCUAGUACUCCUGUGUCUCUUGGUCUCCGGCCAGGAAGAGGAACACUGUACCGUGAGGCUCUUCGCAAAACUAAGGAAGAAGGAGGAAACCUACAAGAACUUUUAGCUCCAGGUGUAUAUAGUCUUGGCCCACCUUUCCCAGACAUAAUGAACUAUGAUGAUGAGGAAUCCUUUGAGAGUAUUAUCCAAGUCUUGAUUGAUAGAAAAUCUCGUCGAGAAACCUUGUUAAGUGACCUAGCUAAUAAACAAAAUGCCUUCAGGAAUCAAAUAAUAGAGACAGAAAAAGAAAAUGUUGGUAUGAAGCAGGAAAUUGAAAUAUUAAAGAUGGAACUGGAGGCUCGAGUACAACAAGUUCGGAGCUUGGAGGGCAAGUUGUCAAGUGCAGAACACACAACUGAGAUCCUGCGUCAGAAAGUUGGCUACUAUGAACGAAGCAAGCAAACUUUAGAAUAUAAGUUGGAUGAAAAGAAAAUGUUGCUGAGUCAAGGAGAGCAAGAGAAACAGAAAAUCCGUGAACAGAUGGAGGAUCGGCUAGUUACAGAACGAGGAAGGAUGAGGAGAAUUAUGGAACGAAGACUUGCAGAAAAACAGGCAGAACUUGAGGCUAAGAUGUGCCUGACUGGUGAGAAAAUCCAGCAGUUAAGAGAGAUUCUGAAUUCCCAGGAAGACUGGGAGUUUUUGUUAGGUGAAGGCUUGGGUCCUCGGCUCGUGUCAUCUAGAUCUGAACCUCGCUUGUCCCAUGGAGCAGCUGCUACGUCUGGAAGUCAGAAUACACCUGUUUCAACUCCUCAGUUAGACACCAGGUUGAACAUGGAGCAAACUUCAGCACCUUUAAAGAGUGUGGCAGUGGCCAAUCCUAGACACAGGCGGUCACGAUCUUCUGGAGGGGAGAAAUGGAUUGAUCAUCGUCCACCAGGGAGCCUAGAAUAUGGCACUGUGUUGCAACCCAACAUGAAAAAGAAAAAAUCAGUUAGCAAGUUGGAAACUAAAGAUAUAACUGGGAGAAAUGCAGCACAAGGAUAUGUAUUGACGCAUCAAGAACAAGAUAUAGAUGGGGAUGUAGAAACAAAGUUGUACAAGGGAAAUGUAGUGCCCUCUUCAGGUGGUGGAGCUCAAGUGAUAUUUGAUGAUGUUGAAAUUUUGAAACAAACUUCUCCUACUCAUCCUUAUCAAUUAAGGAAACGCAGCUUUGAAGGUUUCACAACAGAAGAUGUACAAAAGAACUGUGCUGUUAGUGUUGAAGGCCAUAAAAAACCUCCUACAGGACUGAUAUCAGCCAAGAGAAUUAAAUACUGAAGCUGAGACUAAGAAAGAAAUCCACUUUGAAAUGAAUAAAGAUACCUGGAAGAGAAUGACAGUGUAACAUCUUUACACAAACAGGUCUUUGGGAUCAAAUGUGCUUGAAAUCAGUGUAGUACCCUAAGUUGCUUAAAAUUUACUUGUAUCUGUCAUUAUUCUUUUUUUUUUUUUACUGCAUGUUUAUCCAGUCAGCUUUCAGCAUUGUAAGUAGAACAACUGUAGAAAAAAUAAGCCAAUCAAAAUUAUUACUGAGAUUCAAAAAUAUCACGAAACAUUCCAACAGGCUCCUGUGAAAUAGAUCUUAUCAUAAUCUUAUAUAAACUUAUUUUUAGUGCUGCAUAAAUCAAUUAGGUAUAUUAGUGCAUGUCUUUUUAAAAAAAUUAUUACCACGAGUCAUUUUCUUGAAAAUAUGAAAGUAACCUUGAAUUAAAAUAACUAUAGAAAUUAAAGAAGAUCAUAAUUUAUAGUUGUAGUGAGUAACAGACAUAUCCCUUUUUAAUACAGAAAUUAAAGAAGAUCAUAAUUUAUAGUUGUAGUGAGUAACAGACAUAUCCCUUUUUAAUACAUAAAUUAAAGAAGAUCAUAAUUUAUAGUUGUAGUGAGUAAUAGACAUAUCCCUUUUUAAUACAGAAAUUAAAGAAGAUCAUAAUUUAUAGUUGUAGUGAGUAACAGACAUAUCCCUUUUUAAUACAGAAAUUAAAGAAGAUCAUAAUUUAUAGUUGUAGUGAGUAACAGACAUAUCCCUUUUUAAUACAUAAAUUAAAGAAGAUCAUAAUUUAUAGUUGUAGUGAGUAACAGACAUAUCCCUUUUUAAUAGUAUAUUUUUAUACAUAAAGUUGUAAAUAACCAAACUAAAGAUGGCGUUAAAACCUUGUGUAUUAAUAUGUAUAUAUAGUAUGGGUGUUACAAGCUUUUGAGACAGUUAAUUUCUCUCUUCUUUUUAAUUACUACUUGUUAAUAAGUGCAAAAUUAUUUUAAUAUACAAACUUUCAAGAAUGAAUGUGUUUUAAUAUUCAGCCAAAUUAAACACCCUGUUCAAAGUAAUGUGUGUGUAACUGUAGCUUGUCUUUCACAAAUACUGGCUUAAAUUCACAGCAAUAUUUCUGUGUAAACCUCUCUUUAGAAGCAUCAUAGUACCUUCCUGUUAACGUUUUAUGAUUUCUGUCUAUGUUCUCAUCAUUAACAAAAAUUCAUUACAUGAUCUUUUGCUUUUUUAUACAGUCUUUACCUUUGAAAAUGUUUUUAGUUUGUGUAAAGUUAUGUUUUAACAAAGACUGGUCAUUGUUUUUUAGUGUUAUUUUUGUUACGUAUUUAAUAAGAACAUAUUUAGAAUAUGAACGAAAGGGAACGUGAACGAUUGAGUAGUUUUCUCUAACAAACCAUGUACCAGUAGGUAAAAA